Messenger RNA from Dictyostelium discoideum AX4, 762 nucleotides. RefSeq lists its product as hypothetical. Gene Ontology annotation, biological process: aminoacyl-tRNA metabolism involved in translational fidelity. NCBI's taxonomy places the organism in Eukaryota, Evosea, Eumycetozoa, Dictyosteliales, Dictyosteliaceae. Gene Ontology annotation, molecular function: aminoacyl-tRNA deacylase activity; nucleotide binding. The coding region runs from base 1 to 762 and encodes 253 amino acids. The transcript is spliced from 2 exons. The record is from RefSeq and is a predicted model, not a curated record.
AUGUCACAAUCUAAAGCAAGAGAUUCAACAACCGAUUCAGCAUGUCAUGUAUUAAAAGGUGCAAUUGUUAAAGUUUUAGGUACACCAAUAACAAUUUCAGUUGAAUGUAAUAAUAAAGUUAAAGGUAGAAUCUCUGUUGAAUAUGAACAUCCAGAGAAACCAAGUCAAGAACUUAUCAAUAAAAUUGAAGAAGAAGCAAAUUUAAUCAUUAAACAAAAUUUAGAAUUUAAAACUUUUAAAAUUGAUAAAAAAGAAGCUGAAUCAAAAUAUAAAUCAAAUUUAGUAAAUAAUACAUAUAUUUAUGAUAAAUUCCCAGUACCAGAAUCAGUUACAGAAUUAUCAUUAGUUGAAUUAGAAAAUUGGAAUAUAAAUUGUUGUCCAGCUGUUCAUUUAAAAACAACUGGUGAAAUUGGUGGAAUUAAGAUUGCAGGUAUUAAUCAUAGACCAGCAAAGAAAGAAUUGGAAUUUAGAUUUGAUAUUGUUGCUUCUGUUGUUUCAACAACAACAGCAAAACCAACUGGUAGAGGUGCUCCUAAAAAAGAUGCUGCAGUUGUUAAUGAAACAUCUUUUGAAGGUUCAAAUUUAAAAGAUACAAAUGUUCAAUAUCUUACUCAAAAAAUCAUUAAAUUAGUUUUAGAUUCAAAAGAUUCAAAAGAUAGUGAAAAAGAACAAACAACAUUAGAAAUUGAACAAUUAUUAACAAUUUUAAAAAAUACAUCAUAUACUAAUGGUUCACAAAGUGUCAUUAUUUCAAGAAAAUAG